AUGUUGAAGUUCAAAAUAACUUGUCUGUUCCUCGUGGCGAUUGUCUCCAUCUUUGGAGUUUCAGCUGAGGAGUCUGCUGAUGGACCCGAAGAUGCACGUGAACAUAGACACGGCCGUAGACCCGGCCAUAGACCCAGAAGAGAAACUUCGGCGCAAGACUCUGCGGAUGGACCCGAAGAUGCAGAUCCUGAAGGGUCCGAUUCCGAGUCUCGUAUCAUCGGAGGUGAGAAGGCGACUGACGGCGAAUUCCCCCAUCAGGUAUCGCUGAGAAUAAAGGACUAUAGAAACGUCUGGCAACAUUUCUGUGGUGGUUCUAUUAUAUCGGAGAGAUGGGUUUUGACAGCAGCACAUUGUACAAAACCUUAUAGACAGUAUAUGGAUAGAAUGAGAGUAGUGGCGGGCACAAAUAAACUAAAUAGUGGGGGUGACCAAUACGAACUCGAAAAGAUUACUGAACACGAGAAAUACAAUAAGCCACAAAUCACAUAUGAUAUCGCAGUUAUAAAGGUUAAGAAAGAUAUUAAAUUUGGCGAGAAAGUCGGGAAAAUUUCUCUGGCAAGCUCAAACACACCGGGUGGAGUUGAGUUGGUCACUUCAGGAUGGGGUUACACUAACAACGACAGAUAUAACCGAAAACCGCCCAAUGAUUUGCAAAAGCUUACAGUGGAAUCACUUUCCGUGUCAGAAUGUCAGAAGAAAUUAGAAAAGUACAAAGGAACUCCAUUUUCGGAUAGACAGAUCUGCACAUUCAAGAAGGAAGGCCAAGGCAUCUGCCAGGGUGAUUCUGGCGGUCCGCUGGUGCAUAAGGGGGAGGUGGUGGGAAUAACUUCGUGGAAUAUUCCCUGUGGGCGCGGCCUUCCUGAUGUCUUUACAAGAGUUUUCUCUUACCUGGACUGGAUAAAAAAAAACACAAGUGGCUAG
Leptosia nina is the source of this 921-nucleotide messenger RNA. The record is from the annotation of a GenBank genome assembly. NCBI's taxonomy places the organism in Eukaryota, Metazoa, Arthropoda, Insecta, Lepidoptera, Pieridae.